AUGGCGCAGGCCGAGGCGGGCGGGUCCUCGCUGGUGGCGUCCGUGCUGGAGGCCGCGCAGGGCUCCUCGGGCCGCCUGGAGAAGGAGGGCCUCGGCGGACACAUAUCCCGCCUCUCCGACCGCGUGGAGGAGCUCAAGGAUGAGGUUUGCCGCAUGAUCAACGAACGAUAUGUAGAGUUCCUGCCCAGCAUGCAGAACGCCGAGGAGUUAGAGUCCAAAGCAGAGGAGCUGUCCAGCAGCGUGGGCCAGUUGAAGUCUGUGAUCGAAACAGAGGUUCAGCAGGACCUUAAUGUGGCCAUUGCAGAAUUUACAGAACUGAAGCAACAGCUGGAGAGAGACUCCUUAAUUCUGGGUGUGCUAAAGCAGCUUCAGGAGUUUGAUUCUGCCCUGAAGCAGUCCAGUGCCAUGUUGCCAGAGAAGAAGUACGUCCCUGCAGCUUGCCACUUGAAAAAGGCUCAGAGGUGUCUCAAGCUGAUGGAGUCCCGUCGGGGCUUUGAGCUGAAGAUUCUGAGAGCGCUCCAUGUUGAACUUGUAGCGCAGACCGAGAACCUUCUUGGUGUUUUGGGACAGGAGUGGCAGCAGCUGGCUGUGUGGAAGCUUCCUCAGUCAAAAGAACCUGGCAGCGUGGAGUCGGCCUUGCAGACGGAGCUGCGGCUGUGCAAAGCCCUCCCUGGGGAGGACGCAGGGACCAGCCCCUCCGCUACAUCGGUGCUGCGGGGGUUUGCAAUCUUGGGCGAGCUCCACCACAGAUUUAAGGUCUUUGGACAGCUCCUGCUGAGCUACAUCCUCAAGCCAUUGAUCUGCCACCCGUCGUUGCAGUCCUUGCUGGAGGAACGGUCUGAUGUUGUCGUGCUGCGGUUGGAGUCUGUGGGCGCUCCGCCAGGCCCCCCGUCCCCCAUAGAGGUGUUCGCGAAGCUCCGGCUGGUGCUGGAGGUUCUCCACAAACACCUGUUGACUGUUCCUCUCGACCACUGUGCCGAAGAUGAGAGCAGGGCUGGGCCCAUCUUGGCCGAGGCGCUGGGCGAAGUGAUUUGGAAGGAGCUUUCUGACUGCCUCACAUCCGACUGCUUGGUGCACUCGAUUCCCAGCAGCAGCAGCAAACUGGGGCAGUACAUCGAGGUGAUUAAUGCCACGGAGCAGUUUGAGCAAGCCGUGAGAGAAAUGCAGUUUUUAAAGGAGGAUUCCACCGACCUGCUGACGUAUGCUCGCAAUGUCAACCGCCACUUCGCCGAUAAGAAGUGCCAGGACGUGAUAACGACAGCGAGGCAUUUGAUGAUGGCGGAAAUACAUGACACCGUCAAGGUCACCCCAGAGUCCUCGGUUGCCCUUCCCAAACUGCCUGACCCUGCAGCUGGCGACCACCCUGGGGCGCUGGUAUCAUCCAAAGUGCUUCCUGUCCAGGUGGGGGACCUGGAGACCAAGGCCAGGCUGAGCCCGCACACCCUUUCCUUUCCUGCCUGCUGCAUCAGCGAGUCCAUACAGAAGCUGGUGGCGCUGGCUUACCAGACGCUCGAGGAGGCUUCGGCCAGCACCGAUCAGUACAGCGCUCAGCUCUUCUACUUGGUGCGGGACAUCUUCUAUAUGUUCUGGGAUGUUGUGCCGAUGUACCAUAAGGAGAAACUCCAGAAGCUUCCCCAGCUGGCCGCGAUUCAUCACAACAACUGCUUGUACCUGGCGCACCACCUCUUGACCCUGGGCCACCAGUUCCAGGGCCGCCUCGGAGGCCUCCUGCGGGAUGGGACCGCCACUUUUGUAGACAUGGUGCCGGUCUUCAGGAGGCUCGGGGCAGAAUGUUUCCUGGCCCAGAUUCAAGUGCAAAAGGGAGAACUCUUGGAGAGACUCUCGAGCGCCAGGGAUUUCUCCACUGUGGACGACGAGGACAGCUACGCUGUGGCAAACAGAGCUGUUCGGCAGGUCGUGCAUCAGUUAAGGAGGCUUGGCAAGAUCUGGCAGGGCAUCCUUCCUGUGAACGUCUACUGCAGAGCCAUGGGGACUCUGCUGAACACCGCCCUGGCAGAGAUCAUCAGCAGAAUCCUCACCUUGGAGGAUAUCUCUGCCGAGAGCGCGGACAGGUUGUACACGCUGUGCCAGAUGCUGGUGGACGAAGGGCCCCAGGUGUUUGUGCCUCUGCCUGCACAAGACCAGAACAGGCCCUUCCAAGAAGAAAUCCCACUCUACGUACCCAAAUGGGUGAUGUUCAGGGAGCUCAUGUUGGUGUUGCAGGCCAGCCUCCAGGAAAUAACGGACCGGUGGGCUGAUGGCAAAGGGCCCCUCGCUGCUGAAUUCUCCCCUAGCGAGGUGAAGAACCUAAUCCGAGCCUUGUUCCAGAACACAGAGCGGAGGGCAGCUGCCCUGGCAAAAAUCAAAUAGCUUUAACAUCGCUUCUGUACCUGACGCGUCUUCCAGGAAGCCCAGCAGCCAGCCU
Messenger RNA from Euleptes europaea (tarantolino), 2425 nucleotides. It is a transcript of the gene ZW10, whose product is annotated as zw10 kinetochore protein. The record is from RefSeq and is a predicted model, not a curated record. The coding region runs from base 1 to 2370 and encodes 789 amino acids. Gene Ontology annotation, biological process: endoplasmic reticulum to Golgi vesicle-mediated transport; mitotic spindle assembly checkpoint signaling; mitotic cell cycle. Gene Ontology annotation, cellular component: chromosome, centromeric region; RZZ complex; nucleus. Lineage: Eukaryota; Metazoa; Chordata; Lepidosauria; Squamata; Sphaerodactylidae. The transcript is spliced from 16 exons.